Molecule: messenger RNA, 1917 nt
Organism: Entrophospora candida
Lineage: Eukaryota; Fungi; Glomeromycota; Glomeromycetes; Entrophosporales; Entrophosporaceae
Source: the annotation of a GenBank genome assembly
AUGACACCAGAAAUGGAAACACCAACAGAUGAAGAAUUGUUUCAUGUGCAAGUAGAUGGAUUAGUUGCACAUCUAAGUGGUGAUCACUCUUUAUGUUGGGAUGAAAUAUGCUGGUUGAAAAAUAAUUCUGAAUUAGAGCUCAGAGAACCUCAUCUUUUAAAUUCUUCCAAUGCUGAAUACUUUUGGCAAUCUUUUGCUGCUUGUCAUAGUUUGGCAGUUGUUCAUCAUAAUGAAGGCAUUUUGGAAAUGAUAAAAAAAACUAGAUUGCUAAUGCUCGAGAUUCCCAAAGAACAAAAAAUUAUGCAACAAAAUCAAGAAUUAAUAUCUUUUGAUUUUGACCAAGAUUUAAUGCCAUAUGGAAAAGAGUUUCAAAGAAAAGUGGCAUCAAUUGAAUACAAACCUUCAUUUGCACAUUUGAUUCAUGAUUUUAACACAAUUUCUAGAUGUUUGGCAUGUCAUAGUUUUCCAAAGGUGUCUUCAUCAGGACUUUGUCAUGCAUGUAACUUUUAUCUUAAACAUAACAUGCAUAAUAGAUUUCCUGAUAAGUCUUUCCAAUUACCAAAUCAAUCAUCAUCACCUGAUAAUCCUCCUUCGAUUACACCACUGAUUACUGAAUUUUUUAGGUAUUCGGGAUAUAGAGAAUGUCAAAAAGAAAGCAUAAUUUCCUUUGUAGAAGGCCUUACUGUAGUUUUCAGCCCUUUGAAAGCUCUCAUAGAUGAUCAAGUGAUUGAAGUCACUAAAAUGGGUAUUCCUUGUGCUGGUCUUUAUACUUCAAUUGGACAACCAGCAUCUUACCAAAAAAAAGUAUUUGAAGAGUUAUCUUUUGGUUUUAUAAAAAUUCUUUUUGUGACUCCUGAAAAGUUUGAUAAAAACAUUGGAUUUCAGAAAAUGCUUUACAGAAUAUAUGAAAAGUUUGGUUUACAUUUCAUAAUCGACAAGGCACACUGUGUUAAAGAAUAUAAAUAUUUUAGACCAUCAUGGAGCAAUUUGGGAAAAUUAAGAGACAUGUUUCCAGGUUCUCCCAUAAUGAUGUUAACAGCUACUUGCUCCAGAGAAGAUGCUGGCAUAAUUUGUAAUUCCCUCAAUGUAAGACCAGGAAAUCUUAAUAUAAUUCGUAGCUCUUCUUUUUCACAUCCAGAAAUCACAUUGGAUAUCUGCCCAAAAGGAUCAAGGGAAAAAAUGAUUGGUGAUAUAACCAACUUAAUAAGUGAAAUUCAAAAUGGAAAGGUUAUAAUAUAUUGUGCAACUGUAAAAAGUUGUGAAGAAACUCUUGCACAAUUAACCAGUAGGAUCAACCCUACAUUUAAUAUUGAUAUAUAUCAUGGAGAAUUAGAUGGUUUGCAAAAAAGUCAAACAAUGCAAAAAUGGAAAAAUGGUUAUAUUCAACUUAUGAUUGCAACAAAUGCUUUUGGAAUGGGAAUCAACACAGCAGACAUUCAACUUGUUGGGCAAGCAGGGAGAGAUAGAGUUGAAUCAAAAAGUGUUUUGUUUUUCUCAAGAAAUGAUAUUAGAUCUGUAUAUGGAAUUGUUACUAGUGGAAGAGAAAGAUUUGCUAAAGAUAAACCUAGUUUGUAUGAUAUAAGCAGUGAUGUGCUUAGAAUGUUAGAAGUAGUAGAUGCAGUAGUUGAUUUUUUGAAAAGAAAACAGAAAGAUACUACAAGAGAUGAUAUUAUAGAAAAAGGGCUUUCAGAAUUGAUGAUCUAUAAAACUACGAAUAACAAAACCAUAAAACGUCAGAAUGAUGCAUUACAUUUACUUGAUCAACUCAUUAUUAAUGGUCUUGUUUUGAGUGAUAUUGUUUUACGUAAAUUGCCUAAUCUUUCUAAUUUCCAUUGUUAUAUAGCAAUAAUUGGUUUAAAAGAAGAUUCAAUAACAGAAGCAAUGUCUAAAAAAUGGCAAACUCUUUUAAAAAAUUGA